AAUUAACCAAGCACGGAGCAACAAAGAGCAACAAACCUACUCACCGGUGAAUUGGACGCCAGGCGGGCCGAAUGAAAUCAGCAGCUCCCUCCUUCUUGGGCCGUCUGGCCCACGGAAAAUCGGGAGCUUAGCAGCCUAGGUGAUCCCGAGUCUCCUCUGCGCUGCGCUUCUCUGCUUCUUCUACCUCCUCCUCUUCCUGCAAACCAACCUACGCUCGCUGCCAUCUGCGCUCGGCCAGUCCGAGAGAAGUAGCCGCGGGAUGAAGACCAGGUCGCAGACGGGCCCGAAGCCCCUCAAUACCGUGCGACUGCCCCCCGUGGCGAGCCCCAGGACGAAGCCGAGGCCGGAGCCGCGGAAGAAGGGGACAGUCGGCGACCCCCGCCGCCCCAAGAAGCCCCCCACCGCCUUCUUCUAUUUCAUGGAGGAUUUUCGGGACAAAUUUAAGGCAGAAAAUCCAAGUGUAAAAUCAAUGCAGGAUAUAGGGAGGGCAUGUGGCGAGAAAUGGAAUAAAAUGGCAUUUGAGGAAAAAGUGAAGUAUUAUGAUCUAGCUACUGAGAGGCGUGCAGAGUUUGAGAAGGCUAUGGCUCAAUAUAACAAGAAAAAGAUAAGUGGUGAACUGUCGGAGGAAUCAGAUUAUGAGUAGAAGUGAGCAUUAGGUUGCCCUGAACUCCUGAUGAUUCCGCAAGUAAUCGUAUGAUUCAAUCAAUUGUAUAUUACAGGACUGAGCUUUGUAAUGAUUUACUGCUCCUGCAACAUUGUAGACUGGUAGUUAGCGUUAAAUUGACACCAAGUCUCGUACUGGUGCUAUUCACCAGGACACUAUUUGUGCUUCAGGUAACUUAUCUGUCGUGCGUGGUUUCGCAAAUUAUGAUCAUGUGGACAAGAGCCCCAGGCAACUCGAAAGUAUGUUUAUUGUUC
This is a messenger RNA of Brachypodium distachyon (stiff brome), 918 nucleotides long. RefSeq names its product high mobility group B protein 14. The coding region runs from base 260 to 643 and encodes 127 amino acids. The transcript has 5 exons. NCBI's taxonomy places the organism in Eukaryota, Viridiplantae, Streptophyta, Magnoliopsida, Poales, Poaceae. The record is from RefSeq and is a predicted model, not a curated record.